AUAUAAAAAUAUUGAUAUGUGAAAUAUGUGUGAAAAUGUCUACAACUAAAACAAUUGUGAUGAAGUCGUGUUCGGACGGUGAAUUGUUAUCAAAUGACAAAAGUGUUAUUCAUAAUAGUGACAAUCUAAAUCAUUCAACACCGAACGUAGAACAUUGUACACAAUCAAGAUUAAAAAGAACGUUUACGUUACCACGAAAUCCCUUGCGUAUAUCGAAACGAAAGCCUAAAUCACGAGAUCAUCAAAAUAAUGAAACAAAUAACCUCCAAAGUGAUAACAUGCCAGAUAAAGGUAAAAAGGUAUUUAGACGGCCUUCAUGGAAAAAAUUUAUCAACAAAUUAGCUCAACAUAUGAACUAUAAUGAUCGUAAACAUGGUUUAGAUUCUGAUAAUCGUGUUCCACCGAUUAUAAAUCAUCAAUGGGGCCCUGAACAAACGCCAGGUGUUACAGGUCUACGAAAUCAUGGGAAUACAUGUUUUAUGAACGCUGUUUUACAAUGUUUAGCCCAUACAGAUAUUUUAGCGGAAUAUUUUGUAUUGGAUCAAUACAAAGUCGAUAUGUCACGGCGAAAUAAAUUAAAUGCACGAAAAUUUGGAACGCGGGGUGAAUUAACUGAGCAAUUAGCGUUAAUGUUAAAAGCGUUAUGGGCAUGUAAAUAUAGCCCUGAGUUAAGUACGGCAUUUAAAGCAACGGUAGAACGUUAUGGAGCACAGUAUCGUGGUACUCAACAGCAUGACGCUCAAGAAUUUUUAUUGUGGAUUUUGGAUAAAGUUCAUGAAGAUUUAAAUACAGCAUCGAAGAAAAAAUAUAAAGCAAUAAAGAAUACAUUAAAUCGACCAGAUGAAGUAAUCGCAGCUGAAACAUUAGCAAAUCAUGUACGAUGUAAUAGUUCAUUUGUGCAAGCCGUAUUUCAGGCACAAUUUCGUAGCUCAUUAACAUGCCCACGUUGUCAUAGACAAUCGAACACAUUUGAUCCAUUUCAUUGUAUUAGUGUACAAUUACCGCAAUUAGCACGACGAAGUAUUUGUGUGACGGUCCUCUACACCUCACAACAACCACGACAAGUUCGACUUGCUGUUACUGUGCCUAUCACUGGAGCUACGAUAGCUGAAUUACGUGAACAAUUAUCAUCCGAUACAUCAAUUGAAUUAUCACAAAUGAUUCUAACUGAAAUACAAUCGGGUGAAAUUGAUGGUAAUGCUGGUUUUGGUAGGACAUUCUCUAAUACACAACCUGUGGGAAUUAUUGCUGAAAAUGAUCCAAUUUAUUGUAUAGAGGUUCCUCAGCUGAAGGAAAUCAAUGAUGAAACCACCACAAGUGCUUAUAUACUCCUUUGUUGGAUAAAUGUAUUAAUUACUGAAGAUGGUAAAUUUCAAAAAUUUGGGAGUCCUUAUACAAUGCAAGUAUCACGUGAAACAUCAUACAAUGAUUUACAAAAAUUAAUUUUAAAAGAAAUGGCCUCUAUAUUACACGAUGAUGUGUUAACAUCAGCUCAACCAUCUGAUGUAUUUGUAAUGCGUUUAUGUGAGCCUGCUUUUGAUGAAAAUGAAGCAUUAGAUCCAACGUUGUCGCAUCCCUUAUUCACUGAAAUUGUUGAUCAAACAUUAGCAUUGUGUUCAACAACAGAUUCAGGUCCACCACAUAUUAAAUUAAUAUUAGAAUGGACACAAAGUGAUAAGCAAAGUAUCAUCGCAGAUGAUAAGGAUCAAUAUGAGGAACACUAUAGUGUCACACAAUUACGGGCUGGUGGAAAUGACUUAAAUAACAGUGCACCAUUAACGUUAGCUGAUUGUUUACGACAUUAUACAAGAGCUGAGACGUUAGCUGCUGAAGAUGCUUGGCGAUGUCCACAUUGUCAACAAUAUUUACCUGUUGUAAAAACCUUAGGUUUAUGGUCACUACCUGAUAUUCUUGUUAUUCAUUUUAAACGUUUUCGUCAACAACAAUUAAAAGGUCGUAAUAGUUCAAAAUUAACAACAAUGGUGGAUUUUCCAUUAUAUGGUUUCGAUAUGACACCACAUUUAGCAAAUAAAAAUUCAAUGAAUUCAUCCACAAAAAUGUCAUCUAAUCAUUUGGAUAAUAAUUCAAUGAUAUUAGGUGGAUUAGGUUGGUCACCAUGGAAAAGGCCCCGAAAACAAUCACAUAAUAACGAUAAUACUUAUGACUUGUAUGCGGUAUGUUAUCAUCAUGGAGAUGAUUUAGAGACUGGACAUUAUACAGCGGCCUGUAAAAAUCCAUACGAUAAUUCUUGGUAUUGUUAUGAUGAUACUAAAGUGACAAAUUUAUCACAGACAGCUACCGAUAUCACAUCGGAACUAGUGAAUAAUAGUGCAUAUAUUUUAUUUUAUCAAAAACGUAGUGGAGUGUAUGUUGGAUCAAGCUCAAGUUCAGCUGCAAGUACUAGCUCUGUGGGAAGCUCAGGUGGUGAUCAUUGGGUUGCUCGUAUGCCAAAAUUUACUUAUGUUGCACCAAAAGUUGAUAAAAAAUCAACGGAAAAUGAAAAAACAAAUGAUGAUACAAAAAAUUCUGAUGAUGUGAAUGUUAAAACUGAAACGGAAUUGAAAAAUGCAACGAAUUUAAAUAAAAAUAAUGAAAAACUGCCUUCGGAUGAACAAGAAAAUUCUGAUUUAAUUUUAGAACCAAAAAUUAUUGAAAAUAUGGAUGAAAAUCAAUGGUCAAAUGAAAAUGAAGAAACGAAAGUAUUAUCUAGUCCUGUAAUUGAAACAAAACCUAUUUAUACUACAAGUAUUUAUAUUAAUUCCUUUGGGAAUGUGGAUAUUACAACUAGUUGUACAAAACCACAAACAACAGUUACAGAAACUGCGAUCAAAUUAUCGAUAAAUGAUGAUCAACGUUCUGCUUUUUUCCGUGGUGAAAGAGGGUAUGCAACAUUAGGGCCAACAAACAAAAAUACUGUGAAUUCAAAUUCAGAAAAAAUGUAUCAUUCCGAUGACGAGGCUCCACCUGCCAGAAUUGAAACUUUGAUGUCACCACCACCAGUACGAAAGAUACGAGAAUCAAUUACAUCAAUGUGAAAUUUAUUUAUGAUUUCAUGUUUUCAAUUAUUGUGUGUUGUUGUCGAACCAUUAAAAUAAUUAUUUUAAUAUUUAAAAUUUUCUCAAUAAUACUUCU
Messenger RNA from Chrysoperla carnea, 3132 nucleotides. RefSeq names its product ubiquitin carboxyl-terminal hydrolase 31 (gene Usp15-31). The record is from RefSeq and is a predicted model, not a curated record. The transcript has 5 exons. Bases 36 to 3035 code for a protein of 999 amino acids. Gene Ontology annotation, molecular function: cysteine-type deubiquitinase activity. Gene Ontology annotation, biological process: protein deubiquitination. Lineage: Eukaryota; Metazoa; Arthropoda; Insecta; Neuroptera; Chrysopidae.